Molecule: messenger RNA, 1945 nt
Organism: Folsomia candida
Lineage: Eukaryota; Metazoa; Arthropoda; Collembola; Entomobryomorpha; Isotomidae
Product: prostatic acid phosphatase
Exons: 11
Coding region: 398-1744 (448 amino acids)
Biological process (GO): dephosphorylation
Molecular function (GO): phosphatase activity
Source: RefSeq, a predicted model, not a curated record
UUGGGCUUGAUUGUAAUAGAAUAAUUAAUUUUUUAAGCACUGUAGUUGUCAAUUAAAUCAUGAAUUAGGGUUAGGGUGUGAGGAAAGCCUAAUACAAAAGGGAUUAAGAUAGGAGGGGACGUAAUAUGUGGGAGAGAUGAUGGUUCUGGAUAGUUUAGCCAAUCUGGCUGAGCAGAUAUAAAUCCAAAUUAAUUUUAUACUGGGAAUUAUAAUUUAAGCUGUCAGAAGCAAAGUAGUGUAAAGGUAAAAUUGUUCCAGGUUAACAAAUUCUUGCAGGUUUUAUUUGUAGGUUUUGUUAAAAUAAUAAAUCGAGACAAAGGAGUAGUCAGUAGAUAGUUCUAUGUAUUGUGUUUCAAUCAAAAAUUUUAACCGUAGUACUUAACAAAUAUUUAGAUAUAUGGGGCGUUUAAAAAUGAAAGGUCAUCAUAGUGCCGUUUUAUGCUUUAAACGUGAAAGAAUAGUCAAGAGCUCUUUCCUCCUAAUUUUAUUCUUAUUUAUACUUUCUGUGAUAAUAACGCCCACUUAUGCGAAAGAGAAAGAUAUGGAAUUACGUCUAGUACAAGUGUUAUUCCGCCACGGGGCUCGGAAUCCAAUAGAUCCUUAUCCUGCAGACCCUUACAAGGACGAGUCAUUUUGGCCAGAAGGGUUUUCACAACUUACAAAGAUUGGGAAGCAACAGCAUUACGCUCUCGGAAAAUACUUUCGUGUUCGCUACAAUAACUUUCUAAACUCGUCCUACUCCCCGUAUGAGAUUUAUGUUCAAGCAUCAGACGUGGAUCGGACGUUGAUGAGCGCUGAAGUGGACUUGGCUGGUCUAUAUCCACCUAAUUCUGGUGAGGUGUGGAAUGACAAAAUUCAGUGGCAACCAAUCCCUGUUCAUACAAAACCAUUAAACUCAGAUAACAUAGUGAGGAUGUCUGCACCAUGUCCAAAACUACAAAGAUUGAUUGAUGCCUUCAAUCAAGGACCAGAAAUGAGUCAGAUUUAUAACGAGAACCGAGAGCUGUUUGAAUAUUUGGAAAAAAAUGCUGGAAAACCUAUCAGAACUUUGCAGGACGUAGAUUAUUUAUAUGACGAUUUAUUUAUUGAGAACUUGCACAACUAUAGUUUACCUGAUUGGACAAAGAAAGUUUUUCCUGGUAAUGCAUUCCUGAACUUGACGGCACUCUCUUUUAAAGUGAUUACUUGGAAUGCUGAAAUGAAGCGGUUGAAGGCUGGUCCACUAGUGAAAGAGCUAGUCUCACAUUUUCAUGAAAAGUCGAUUGGAUCCGAAAAAAUGGACCAUCGACGUAAACUAUUUAUGUAUUCAGGUCACGACACAACAGUCGCCAGUUUACUCAACUCUCUAGGAAUGUAUAACGACAUCCCACCACCUUAUGCAUGUGCCGUAAUGCUAGAGCUGUACCGAAAUAUUUCAAGCGGUUCCCAUUCUGUGAAGAUUUUCUAUAGGAAUGAUACCAAAAGUGAUCCGUAUUUGCUUACGUUACCCGGAUGCAAUUCGUCUUGCCCCCUCGAUUCUUUCAUGGAACUUACGCAAAGCGUUAUACCCUUGAAUUGGGAGAGCGAAUGUGAGAGUGGGUUUUUAGGACUGAACGGUAUCUCCCUAGCUGCUCUAAUUUUAGGAUCAUUCUUCUCUGUCCUGCUAAUUGUAUCCAUGCUGGCCGUGGCUUUAGCCAAGAGAAAAAAGAUGAACAAUCCGGCAUACCCCUACCUACACCUACAAAUGGAAGACGAAGAUGCAUAAUUAUCUAACAAGACUGGAAUCACUGACUAUACUAUUAACUAAAUAACUAACCAUGAAAUUCGGAAAAAAUAAUUUGGAGAUAGAAACUGUAGCAUAUAAGACUGACUUGCAGAAUAUAGAUUAAUAUUGGAUUACCUCGUCAAACUAUAAUAUUCAAAUUAAAAAACUAGUUUUGUUAAUAAAUAUUUUAUCAAUACACAA